UACUUUCCGGUCGCUAGAGUCAAUAGAAGAAGCAAAAUCUCCAAAAUCUUGUCACGGAGUAGUGAAAAUGGACACAAAAGCAUUAGCAAAAUCAAAGAGAGCACACACAUUACAGCACAACAAGGGCAAAAAACCACACCCAAAUCAAAACCCCAGCAAAACCCCAUCAACUGGAAACAAUCAAAAACCCCAAAAAUCUAAGCUUCCAUCCAACUGGGAUCGGUAUGAAGAUGACGAGGAAGAUGAAUUUGGAGUGAAUCUUGAAAACCCAUCUGGAGAUAACAGUAAAAAACCAAGCUUUAAGGAUUAUGGUGAUGGUCUUGCUUUGCCAAAGAGUAAAGGUGCUGACUUUAAAUACCUCCUUGAUGAAGCUAAAUCAAAACCUCACCAAGUUGACGACUUUCCUUUUCUCGAGGGCUUCUUGGCUGAGGAAUCUAUGCAUGGAGUAGGUCCCUUGCUUGCAGUCAGGGGAGAAAGCAUUCUAUCAUGGAUUGGGGAUGAUAAUUUUGUUGUGGAAGAUGAAACAACUUCAAGUCAUGAGGCGUCAUUUCUCUCCCUGAAUUUGCAUGCUCUUGCGGAACAACUAGCUAAAGUGGACGUAUCAGAGAGGCUCUUCAUUGAAGCAGAUCUAUUACCAACAGAAUUGGGAUCAAAUACAAGCAGCAGCCAGGAAUUUGACCAAAUGCAAACAACAGGAUCAGAGGCAAGCAGCAAUCAUGGACCUAACAGAAAACAAACAACUCAUGAUAAAGAAACCAAGACAAUCUCUGGAGAAUUGACUUUUGAAGAUUUUUCUGAGAAGAAUAAGGCUGUUAAUCAAGAUGCCGAGAUUUUUGUAUCAGGGUUGACCAUAGGCAACUCAGACCCAAUUUCAUUUAUUCAGGGAUUAGAUGUUAAGGAUAAUUUGAAUUUAAAUCAGCAUGGUAAAUCCAAUCAAAGAACAGCUAUGGAAUCCCCAGCACAGUUCUAUGCGAGUUCUGUUGCCCCUAACAGCAGGCUGCCCACGUUCGAAGCAGCAGCUGCUGAGUCUGAAUUGGAUAUGCUUCUUGACUCACUUAGCGAGGCCAAGCUACUUGAUUCUUCUGGAUUUGGGUCAGGUACUUUACCUGUUUCAGAGAAAGAGGCUGCUGUACCUCUGCCACAACUUACAAGAAAUGCCCCUGGUUCAGCAAAAACCACUCCCACUGCUGCCACCCUGGACAACGUGCUUGAUGAUUUACUUGAGGAAACAUCUAAUUUACAAGAGGCUGCUGCACCAUUGCCACUACUUGCAAGAAAUGCCCACGGUUCUUUGAAAACCACUUCUACUGCUGCCACUCUAGAUGACGUGCUUGAUGAUUUAUUUGAGGAAACAUCUAGCUUGUCAAACCAAAACAAUUUGCAUCAGCCUUCAGAAAAGAAGGCUGAUCACGUAAUUCAAUCUUCUUCGUCUCAGUCUGUCAACAAGUCAAAAGUUUUGGAUGAUUUUGACUCAUGGUUAGAUACAAUUUAGCGCUUGUAAUUUACCAAAACCUCACCCAUGUAUCCAUAUUUGUUGUGUUUAAUGCCAUAUACAGGGAUGCAUGCUUUCAAACUGCUA
Populus trichocarpa (black cottonwood) is the source of this 1579-nucleotide messenger RNA. Its product is annotated as protein ECERIFERUM 16. The coding region runs from base 68 to 1492 and encodes 474 amino acids. The transcript has 4 exons. Lineage: Eukaryota; Viridiplantae; Streptophyta; Magnoliopsida; Malpighiales; Salicaceae. The record is from RefSeq and is a predicted model, not a curated record.